CUUUAGCGGCGGACAUUAGCAAGCCCAGUGAGAUCCGUGUGCCGUAACUGUCGCCCACUCGGUCACCCACAGGACAGACGCUGAGCUCUGGGUAGACAAAUUCAGCUGAUAACCAUACAUGGUCUCGGUGUGUAAUAGGCGGUAUUAGUGGGAACGGAAAUAAACAAAUCCUACCACAUGUGCGAUAAAUGUGGGUUAUAGGGAUGAAGAAGGCUAGGUACGAAGAAGACUAGGUACGCUAGGUAUCAACAUCUCUGAAGAAAAGGAGAAGCGGAGAAGCCCGUGGGAGUUUGACAACACAGUUCAGUGAGAUCGAACCGAUUUCAUCCAUACACAUGUGUCUGUGAAGCCAUGGCGUUAUGGAUGUCAACUGAUCACGUGGAACAAAGGCGACAUACAGUGUUGAGUCGAUCUGAGUUCCCCGAUAAAUUCUGGAAUCUAUUGCUGAUUUUAAUAUUCAGCUGUCAAGUGGUGGUAGAGAGCAAAGGGGAAUUUGAUUACCUGGCCGUGUUUCUGCCUCAAGACGAGAGCGCACGUUUUGGAGGGUUCAAUUUACUGGAAAUCUCUGCAAAGCAGGACACCGUCGUUUUCAUAGAAGUGCCGUACCUGAAUUUACGGGACACAUACACGAUUUACGCUGGCAAACCCAAAACGUUCUCCUAUCCGAAUAGACUGCGGACAGCCCUACAGGAAUUUCACUCCAAAAAGGCAGUCCACAUCCGAUCGUCACGACGCGUGACAAUAAAAGGUAUGAAUGCCUUGGCGACGUCAGCUGACAGUUUUCUGGCCCUCCCUAUUACUCAGGACUUUACACACUUUAGGACAAUUUCUUAUACUCAGUCAAACGUGAUCCCACGAUGUGUACUAACAAUCACUUCUUUGCUAGGAAAGAACAGUGUUAACAUCGCCUCCACAAGACAGGCAUUUUUCCGCUACAGGGAACGCUAUUACAGGAAUGGAGAAACGUUGCGAAUCAAACUGGAUGGCCUGGAAGUAGUCCAGGUGGAAAGUUAUGACGUCACCGGGCUGCUCGUGACGUCGUACACUCCUGUGGCCGUGUAUUCCGGGUGUAACUGUGUAUCGGUUCCACGAUUCUCUAGGGACUGUGAUCACAUCGUAGAACAAAUGCCCCCACUUACCACAUGGGGUACUGAGUUUGUGUCUGGUGCCAUAACUCCCAGACAAAGCGGAGAAAUUUUCCGGGUGUUGUCUUCGUGCAACGCAACACAGUUGCGGGUAAACGGUCACGGUUAUGGCGCGGUCAACGAAGGCGAAUUCCUUGAGUUUAAAAGUAAAGCUCUGGAUGUUACAAGAAUAGAGUGCAGCAAUCCGUGCCUUGUGGCUCUGUUUAUCCAGGGAAACUCAGUGGAUAACAGGGCUGGCGAUCCAGCCAUGACAGUUUUGCCGCACACGGGACAAUGGGUGUCCUCAGUUAGCGUAUCCUGGAGUAUACACGAGGAGAGACAAACAGAGGUCUCGCGGAUACUGAGCCCUAUGACCCAUUAUGUGAUGGUGAUAACGAAGUCUGCUCACAAGGCAGGGAUUCUAAUGGACGGCAAAGUUCUUGGGACUGGGCGGAGGUGGACGGGAAUCCCCAACACGAAUUAUUCAGUGUCAGUCUUUCUGCAAGAUCUUGGAAAACAUCAAAUACAACAUAUUAAUCCUCGUAUAAAGUUUGGACUAAUCUCAUAUGGACUUGGUGCCGGGGUGUCCUACGCUCACCCAGGAGACUUGGACUUGGAACCUAACCCUGCCCGAGGCUGUAAAAUAACCAACAUUCCAGGGCCAGCCGAUCUCCGCAGUGAAACUUUGCCAGAUGUGGAGGUGCAGCGUUAUGAUAACUUGCCUGUAGUGAUUUCGUUGGCAUGCCUCUGUGUGGUACUUGUGGCGAUCAUGAUUUUCUCCGUGAAAAUUAUUCUCAGAUUAAGAAGAAGCGUUCUUCAACUUCAACGACAAGAAAAAAUCAUCAUCGUGCCCAGAUCGAACCGUGCAUUUCAACCGACGAUUGACAGAAACGUUUCAACUGCCCCAUAUAAUGGAAGCAGAGGCGUAAAUGACAGGCUCCCAGUAACCCCGCCUCCAUAUAUUGAAAUACUGGACGACCCUUGACCUCUACAGCGCAUGCCAUCUUGUCGUCCUGCUGGUGCGUGCAUGAGUUUAAUCUGGGUCAUGGCUGCAAGGUGUAACCGAUGAGAGCUAUUUCAUCGGAAUGUAAAUUACCUAUACGGAUCAUAUUACUACCCCCUGAAUAUUUUCUUGCUAUGACACGAGGUGGUAGGAGUAAACCAAACCAAGUUGAGAAUUCUUGGUGAGAAUUCUGGUAGGAGCCUACCAGCUUUAUUUUGCUGCGUGGUUGCAGCUUUAAUGGAUCUACGCAGUUCAAGUGCGAAGGAAGAAAAUAUUUACGGACUGUGAUAGAAAGCUAUUAUUUGAUAUUUUAAAACAAUUCAUAUGUGACAUUACUGGCCAAUAUCGUUUUCGGAUAAUAAGAUCUCAUACCCAUUUGAAAGAUGAGGCGUAUGUUUUCUUCCUCCAUGGACUACAGCAGAUAUGAGAGAGGAGUGAAAGCGCAAGCAGACGACUUGAAAUGUCGUCAACAACCACAGCUUUCUGUAUGCUAAUGAUUACGACAUUUUCCGGACAAGCAAUUCCGACUUACGCUUCAUCCAGAGCAGAACAUAGUGAUUGAAUCCUGUAGGUCCUACACUGAACCCGAGGUACCUCUUUGGCACACACCUAGUCGUUGAUAUUAAACUAACCCAAAUUCUUGGAAGUGUGAGAAAUUCUAGGAAGAGGAGAGAGAUCAGUGCACCAGACUGGUUCAUGGUAUUCUGCGACAGAUUGCCAAUUUUCUAUAACAAUAGCAGGAAAAGCUUUAUUAACUUGGAAUCGAACUGUUUUUGCAACGUCCGUCUUGAAUUUUCAGAGAGUAAACAACCAUGAGACAUGCCUUACAUGAUGACGUGUUUUGCACUAUAAAUAUAAUGGAAUUAAGUAUGUAUCUAUGCUUAAAUGCUGUGUGAACUACAGCUUUAAACAACGAUAUCAUAACAAGAUUUCUGCUUUUAAAAAAGUGUUUUUUUAUACACUGUAGAAAACGUACUGAUUUAAUAUUGUACACCUUGAGAGGACGGUAAAUUCUAUAUUAAUACGGCUAUAAAAUCAACAAGCAGUUUAAAGUCAUGUCAUUCAACAAAAGCUUUUACUCUGUCCGAGAAAAAAGACUUAUUUGAAGUUGCAUAUUUUCGAAUUCUUUCCUUCGAAGGUAUAUAUACUGAUUUGGGAACUUACUAUAAUCACUUACUUAUUUAUGACAUGUAUUUGUUUUGAGCUGCAAAUUUAUAAACUCGCUUCAGGUGAAUAGUCAACAUUCUAGUAUAAUCCUGCUCUAUUAUGAAAGAUAAGGCUGUUUUUUUUACUAAGGAUAUGCUAUAGAGUAAUGAAUAGGUUCUCGGCAUUUAUGUAUGUGCUCAAUUUUUCUUAGUCAUCAGGUAUAAUUCAGUCAAAAUAUCGCUUGACAGUUUCCAUGGAACUCCUUCAUCUACCCUUGGAGUUGGUGCUGUACAUCUUUAAUUAUAUUGAUACUGGUGUAUAGCGCAAAUGCGUACCGGUACGCAACAUUAUCAGAUAACUGAACACAUUUUCCCCCUAGUGUUGUAAUGAAAGACAACACUGACAAAACUAUACCCUUGUGCGCUUUUUCUUGGCAAUAUUAUAUCAAUUUUACUGGAUACAUUAAAUAAGGAGACGCAUUGAGCAAUCCAUAAUGAUAAACCAGUGCGAAAUUCCUCCGCAAUAUUAUCUAAUAGCUGACCGACAUGGCGUUCUGAUUUUGCCGACAGAACACAUUAAUGUGCUAUAGAAAAAGUAGACGUGAGGAAUCGCAACUCAGCGUGAGGGGACGAUCCAGGCCCAUAUUCGCAAGACCUAUUUCCAAAACAACUUACAACACCAGUUCUCAAAGCAAUAUGUGAGAAAUGAUAUUUAAAUUACAAAUGAAACUGGUAUCAUGUAGGUGAGAUCA
Messenger RNA from Liolophura sinensis, 4024 nucleotides. RefSeq names its product IgGFc-binding protein-like. NCBI's taxonomy places the organism in Eukaryota, Metazoa, Mollusca, Polyplacophora, Chitonida, Chitonidae. The transcript is spliced from 5 exons. Bases 352 to 2109 code for a protein of 585 amino acids. The record is from RefSeq and is a predicted model, not a curated record.